UCAACCCAUAUCACUGACAGACAAAAGAUGAGCAAAGAACAAAGUGGAGUUGUAAAGGCAUGGGAGGCCACUGUACGCAAGACUCAGGCCGCCAAGAAACGAGCGAACAGCAUCUUUGGCACCAUCUCUGUAGCCCAUGCAGACGAUGAAAAUGAAGAUGAUCAUGAUCGUAGCAGUAGAGGUGCCUUACAGGAACCUUACAUUGCAGAAAAAGUCUUGCUUAAUGGAGAUUACUAUACAGGCCAAUGGUUCGAUAAUUUACCUUGUGGGCAAGGUAAAUAUCUAUGGACAGAUGGAUGCAUGUACAUAGGGGAAUGGAAUAAAGGCAAAAAAAUGGGAAGAGGAAGGUUUAGUUGGCCUUCAGGAGCUUGUUAUGAAGGAGAGUUCAAAAGUGGGUAUAUGGAUGGAAAUGGUGUAUAUACAGGGCCUAGUGGUGAUACCUAUAAAGGACAAUGGGUUAUGAACUUGAAGCAUGGCUAUGGAGUAAAGAGUUUUGCCAAUGGAGAUUUAUAUGAUGGCGAAUGGCGCCGAGGAUUGCAGGAAGGACAUGGAAAAUAUCAGUGGACGAAUGGUAACCAUUAUGUUGGUGACUGGAAGAAUGGAAUGAUUUGUGGUAAAGGGACUUUUGUGUGGAAUAAUGGGAAUAGAUAUGAUGGGAAUUGGGAAGAUGGUGUGCCUAAAGGGAAUGGAACAUUUAAAUGGCCUGAUGGGACCUUUUAUGUAGGGAAUUGGAGCAAGGAUCCUAGUGAACAAAAUGGGACUUAUUAUCCAGCAGGUUCAUCCACAGAGCAGAAUCUUGAAUGGGAUCCUCAAGAUGUGUAUAAGAUUCAUUUAUCUGAUUCCCAAAUUUGUCCUGGUGAAAAGGUUUCAAUCUUGCCUUCACAGAAGAGGCUUGCAGUAUGGAAUUCGUCGAAAUGUGGUGGUGAGAAGCCUAGGAGGAUGUCUGUUGAUGGGAGGGUAAGCGUAGGCAUAGAGAGGCCAUUUGAUAGGUUGGAUAUGUGGGAUGGAGAGGAUGAUGGUGGAAGUGAUGGAAAUCUGAUGGUUAGGAAAGCUAUCGAAGCUGAUUUGUUAGGUUUACAUGUUGAAGAAGGGUUUCCAAAAUGCCUUCCAAUAAAGGUACCAAAAGUUGUGAAGAGACAAGGAGAGACAAUAUGCAAAGGUCAUAAGAAUUAUGAGCUUAUGCUCAAUCUGCAACUGGGAAUCAGGCAUUCAGUUGGAAGACCAGCUCCAGUUGCAUCCCUUGAUUUGAAAGCUUCAGCUUUUGACCCCAAGGAGAAAGUAUGGACAAGAUUUCCUUCGGAGGGAACAAAACACACUCCGCCUCACCAGUCUUCUGAAUUUAAAUGGAAGGACUACUGCCCAUUGGUUUUCAGGACUCUAAGGAAGCUAUUCAAGGUGGAUCCAGCAGAUUACAUGUUAUCUAUAUGUGGGAAUGAUGCACUACGCGAACUUUCCUCUCCUGGAAAAAGUGGUAGCUUCUUUUACUUGACGAACGAUGAUCGCUAUAUGAUAAAGACAAUGAAGAAAGCAGAAGUAAAAGUGCUUAUAAGGAUGCUUGCUGCCUAUUACAACCAUGUUAGAGUCUUUGAGAACACUUUAGUGACCAAAUUCUUUGGUCUGCAUUGUGUGAAGUUAACCGGUGCUACCCAAAAGAAGGUGCGCUUCAUCAUUAUGGGGAAUCUCUUCUGCUCCGAGUACAUCAUCCACAGACGUUUCGACUUGAAAGGAUCUUCCCUUGGUCGAAUAACAGAUAAACCUGAAUCAGAGAUUGAAUCAACAACUAUCCUUAAAGAUUUAGAUCUAAAUUUCAUAUUUAGACUGCAGAAAGCAUGGUUUCAAGAGUUUUGCAGGCAAGUAGAUAGAGAUUGUGAAUUUCUUGAACAGGAGAGGAUAAUGGACUAUAGCCUGCUGGUGGGUCUUCACUUUAGAGAAGUAUCACAUAAUGGAGAUCUGAUUCCUUCUGCAACUCGGAUUAAUUCUGGAGGUUUAUUUUUUUAUCCUUUCUUGCAUAUAUACACUGGUGAGACUGAGAACGAUUCCGGCCCGCGCCUUUCAAGAGCAGAUAUGGAUCAUCUUCUUCUAGACCCAGCCAGGUGGGCUCGUAUUAGAUUGGGUUUAAACAUGCCAGCACGAGUAGAGAGAACUAUGAGAAGAAAUGAUUGUGAAAGUCAACUUGUGGGAGAACCAACUGGAGAGUGCUAUGAUGUGAUAAUGUUUUUUGGUAUCAUAGACAUACUUCAGGACUAUGACAUCAGCAAGAAGCUUGAACAUGCCUACAAAUCCAUCCAAUAUGAUCCUACUUCGAUAUCAGCUGUGGAUCCUAAGCAAUACUCGAGACGCUUUCGUGACUUUAUAUUCAAGAUUUUUACUGAAGAAGCUUGAAGUAUGUGAUUUUCUGCCAACUAGAAGCUAGAAUUAUUGUUGAGGCUGGAAAAUUUCAAUUGUUGGCUGCCAGAAUUGAUUUCCAAGUUCUUCGAUCAAACCAAUUUUGUUUGCUUUGAUUUAUUUAUUUUUCUUUUGAAUUGAAUGUUAUAGGUUUCUAUAAAUAUAUACCAAGAUAAAGGCAUAGCUAAUAUUGUAGCA
Messenger RNA from Hevea brasiliensis (rubber tree), 2583 nucleotides. RefSeq names its product phosphatidylinositol 4-phosphate 5-kinase 5-like. The transcript is spliced from 8 exons. The coding region runs from base 28 to 2382 and encodes 784 amino acids. The record is from RefSeq and is a predicted model, not a curated record. Lineage: Eukaryota; Viridiplantae; Streptophyta; Magnoliopsida; Malpighiales; Euphorbiaceae. Gene Ontology annotation, molecular function: 1-phosphatidylinositol-4-phosphate 5-kinase activity; ATP binding. Gene Ontology annotation, biological process: phosphatidylinositol metabolic process.